Trematosphaeria pertusa is the source of this 2400-nucleotide messenger RNA. Its product is annotated as protein phosphatase PP2A regulatory subunit A. Gene Ontology annotation, biological process: protein dephosphorylation. The transcript is spliced from 9 exons. Gene Ontology annotation, molecular function: protein phosphatase regulator activity. The record is from RefSeq and is a predicted model, not a curated record. Lineage: Eukaryota; Fungi; Ascomycota; Dothideomycetes; Pleosporales; Trematosphaeriaceae. Bases 290 to 2131 code for a protein of 613 amino acids. Gene Ontology annotation, cellular component: protein phosphatase type 2A complex; cytoplasm.
CCACCACGUCCAGGAACUACACCACAAAACAAGCCCCGAACCACGACCCGCCGCCCACCCACUGCACCAUUCCGGGGCGCAAGGCUGAUCCCCCUAUACCUCACCUGCCACCACCCCCGCAAGCUGCCCCGACCCCGUAACCCUGAUUCUGCCGCCUUCCACUCCUCGCCUACACCAGCACGCGAACUUGCCUCCCUGUAUUGCUACCUGACGCCCGCCCUUGAGCUCCGCCGAGGCCACUCCCUAGCCUCGAAACCCGCCCAUUCGUGACCCACCACAUCCGUGCAACAUGGAGGCAAAUCAAAACGACGAGCUCUACCCGAUCGCCGUUCUCAUCGAUGAGCUAAAGCACGACGAUGUACUGCUGCGAUUGAACGCGAUCCACCGCCUGAACACAAUAGCACUGGCAUUGGGCGCCGAGCGGACGCGGGACGAGCUCAUACCCUUCCUAGACGAGUCUGUCGAGGACGAAGAUGAGGUGCUCACUGCAUUGAGCGAGGAAUUGGGCAAGUUCGUCGAGUAUGUCGGCGGUCCCGAAUACGGGCAUGUGUUGCUCUCACCUCUGGAGAACCUCGCGGCGAUAGAAGAGCCGCUUGUUCGAGAGAAGGCUGUCGAAUCGCUGAACAAAAUUUGCGAGGAGCUCUCACAGCAACAGAUUGAGGAGUUCUUCAUCCCGCUCGUCAUGCGCCUAUCAAAGGCCGACUGGUUUACCUCAAAAAUUUCCGCGACCGGCCUCUACUGCGUCCCUUACACCCGAGCCACGCCGCCGUCGCAAGAAACCCUCAGACAGCACUAUGGCCAGCUUGUGCACGACGAUACCCCAAUGGUCCGGAGACAGGCAGCGAACAACUUGGCAAAGUUCAUCAAAUGCAUGCCCCCAGCGAUUGUGAUUGAGGAGAUGAUCCCCCUCUUCCAGCACCUUGCGGCGGAUGACCAGGACAGCGUCAGGCUUCUGACGGUAGAUAUUCUCAUUGCGAUUGCAGAGGCAGUGCCAAAGGAGCAGCAGUCGAGCCAUGGCGUGUUACUCACAGCUCUGCGAAGCUUAUUUGAAGACAAGAGCUGGAGAGUGCGCUACAUGGUGGCAGACCGAUUCGAGAAGAUCGCGAAAGCCGUCGACGAAGAGGUUGUCAACCGAGACUUGGUGCCUGCUUUCGUCAAGCUCCUCAAAGACACGGAGGCGGAGGUACGGAGUGCUAUCGCGGGGCAGAUUCCUGGCUUUUGCGCCCUGCUGGAACGGGAGACGCUCCUCCACGAGGUCAUGCCGAGCAUCGAGGAGCUUGUCUCCGAUCAGUCGCAGCAUGUUCGUGCUGCUCUUGGCACCCAGAUUAGCGGGCUGGCCCCGAUUCUCGGAAAAGACGAAACCAUCUCACAUCUUCUUCCUAUGUUCCUGCAGAUGCUCAAGGACGAGUUCCCCGAUGUCCGGCUGAACAUCAUUUCAAAGCUUGAGCUCGUCAAUAACGUAAUUGGCAUUGAACUCCUUUCUCAGUCCCUCCUUCCCGCCAUCGUCCAGCUCGCCGAGGAUAAGCAAUGGCGCGUGCGAUUGGCUAUCAUUGAAUACGUUCCUCUGCUUGCCUCCCAGCUCGGCGUGAAGUUCUUCGACGAGAAGCUGAGCAGCCUCUGCAUGAGCUGGCUGGGAGACACCGUCUUCUCUAUCCGCGAGGCCUCAACACAGAACCUCAAGAAGCUCACCGAGGUAUUUGGCGUGGAGUGGGCUAAUGAGGCUAUCGUCCCCAAGGUCAUGGCCAUGGGCCAGCACCCCAACUACCUCUACCGAAUGACCACCUGCUUUGCUGUUUCGACUCUUGCGCCCGCCCUCAGCCUUGAUGUGAUCGAGGCCUCAAUCCUCCCCAUGAUGGACAGACUCGUUAACGACGACAUCCCCAACAUCCGCUUCAACGUUGCCAAGUCGUACGCUGUCCUAAUCGAUACCCUCAAGCAGUUGCCGGAGCAGGGCACUGUCUUGGCGCUGCAGAAGGCAGGCACGCCUGGGCAAGGCUGCCAAAAGGGGCAGGACCUCAUCGCCAAGAGCAUCCUUCCGAACCUGGAGAAGUUGCAGCAGGACGACGAUGUGGACGUCAGGUAUUUCGCAACGACGGCAGCGCAGAGUUAUACAGACGCCAUGCAAACCUAAAGGAGUGGCAGGGAGGGGGAUGUUGUGCAUGGGAUGAGGUUACGAUAAGCAUUCAGAUACAGUUAAUGAUCAGGGCUUUAGAGCGGAGGCGGAGCCUAGGCUUGGUUGAAGGUUUGAGCAUUGCAGCGCGCCCUCUAUACGGGAGUAGGGCAACUCAUGGAACAUAUUGGUCCCUUCUUUCCUUGGCCGCGUCUUACAGCAAUGUCUCAUUCCUGGUUAGCGAGAUGAUGCUGAUGGGUGUACGAGGUAGGACCGCAAGACAGGGCAGA